Messenger RNA from Bombus pyrosoma, 1861 nucleotides. It is a transcript of the gene MICU1, whose product is annotated as calcium uptake protein 1 homolog, mitochondrial. The record is from RefSeq and is a predicted model, not a curated record. Gene Ontology annotation, molecular function: calcium ion binding. The transcript has 11 exons. Gene Ontology annotation, biological process: calcium import into the mitochondrion; mitochondrial calcium ion homeostasis. The coding region runs from base 347 to 1810 and encodes 487 amino acids. NCBI's taxonomy places the organism in Eukaryota, Metazoa, Arthropoda, Insecta, Hymenoptera, Apidae. Gene Ontology annotation, cellular component: uniplex complex.
CUCUGUAGUGAACAGUUUAAAUAGUACAGUUGUAUGAAGGUUCGAUAUAUCUAAACAGAUAUAAAUAGGUUAGCUUCCGCAUUAAACUAUGUUGUGUUCUACAAUUUAUUUUGGCAUUCUUGGAAUGAGAGAAUGCGAACAGAAUAAUAUAAAGUAAAUAUAAAGGUUAAAACUGAAAAAACAUGUAUAUAAAUAAGUGUCACUAAAGGUUAUGUGCAUAAAGAUUAAACUCCGUUAUUACAAUCUCUAUUUGAAAGGAAAAUAGUACUAUCAACAUAAAAUUUUUCAAUAUAUUCUACAUUUCUCAAUAUAUAAUUAUUCAAAAUUUAUUCAAUAAGUAUAAAAUAUGUUUACUAAUAAGGUUAGAUUUAUUAUAAGACAAAGCACUUCGUGUAACUAUAUUAACAAAACGUAUAACCUUUUAAUAAUUGGUAACAUUAAUAAUUCUGAAAAAUGUUCAGUUCGAAACAAUUUUACAUACUUUUCGCGCGAAAGUGAGAAGAUCAAGAAAAGCUAUCGGCUUUUAUACGCCAUCCCUUGUUUUGUAACCAGCCUUAUUGCCUGGAAGAGCAUAAGGCAAAAAUAUUUGUCCACGGUUAAUGCGGCUGAAAUGAUCACCGACGAAGAAUCAAAUGACGAAGAUAAAAAUGAGCAAUUCGAUGAAAUACAAGAAGAUAAAAGGAAAAAGAAGAAAAAGAAAAUUGGUUUUCGUGAUCGAAAGAUAAUAGAGUACGAAAAUCGUAUAAGACACUAUUCUACUCCUGACAAAGUAUUUCGUUAUUUUGCUACUCUGCAAGUGGUGAACAACGACAUCCAUGAAAUCUUCAUGACACCUGAUGACUUUUUAAGAUCAAUAACGCCUGGUAUCAAACAGCCGGACGGACUUGGGUUGGACAAAUAUAAACGUUACGAUCCUAAGAAUAUUCACACAAAGUUAGAACUGGCUUUAGAUGAAGAUAGCAUCUUUUACAAACUUGGAAGUGCUGGUUUAAUUAGUUUCUCCGAUUAUAUAUUCUUGCUCACCGUAUUAUCCACUUCUAGGAGACAUUUCGAAAUCGCCUUCAGAAUGUUUGAUUUUAAUGGCGAUGGUGACGUUGAUUCUGAGGAAUUUGGAAAAGUCGCUACUUUAAUUCGACAACAAACCAGUAUCGGAAAUCGACAUCGCGAUCACGUUACCACUGGUAAUAUGUUUAAGGGUGUUAAUUCAGCAUUGACUACAUAUUUCUUCGGUCAAAACAUGAAAGGGAAGUUGACCAUUGAGAAAUUUUUAGAGUUUCAACAGCAAUUGCAAACAGAAAUACUUAGUUUAGAGUUCGAGCGAAGAAAUCCUGAUGAAAAUGGUCGAAUAACUGAAGUAGAUUUCACAGAAUUAUUGCUUGCAUAUGCUGGAUAUCCUGACAAAAAAAAGGCAAAGAUUAGGAAAACUGUAAAAAAGCGCUUUAAGGAUAAUCCAAAGGGAAUAGACAAAGACGAAUAUCUGAAGUUUUUUCAUUUUUUAAAUAAUAUCAAUGAUGUGGAUACAGCACUGACAUUUUAUCAUAUUGCUGGAGCAUCAAUUGAUCCAGCUACCCUAAAACAUGUAGCAAAAACAGUGGCUCAUAUUGAUCUGAGUGACCAUGUAAUACAAGUGGUUUACAUUAUUUUUGACGAAAAUAUGGACGGCCAAUUGAGUAACAAAGAAUUUGUUGCUGUAAUGAAAAAUAGGGUUCUAAGAGGAUUAGAGAAGUCAAAAGAUACUGGUUUUGUCAAGCUAAUCGAAUCAAUGGUAAAAUGUUUAAAAAUCAGUUAUAAUAUGCAUUUUGAUAAUUAAAGCAAAAUUACGAGGUUUCUGGCUUUUUUAUAAUAUACGUUUAAAAUGGAA